Messenger RNA from Cydia pomonella (codling moth), 8852 nucleotides. RefSeq lists its product as uncharacterized. The transcript has 24 exons. Gene Ontology annotation, molecular function: ADP binding; protein binding. Bases 236 to 4735 code for a protein of 1499 amino acids. The record is from RefSeq and is a predicted model, not a curated record. NCBI's taxonomy places the organism in Eukaryota, Metazoa, Arthropoda, Insecta, Lepidoptera, Tortricidae. Gene Ontology annotation, biological process: regulation of apoptotic process.
AAACAACAAAGUGCAUUAGAAAAAGAAAAAGAUGCAUACAAUAUGAUACAAUACAAAUGUGCAUUACCCACGAAUGCAUCGAAUAAUACAGUUGUUUGUUUGGGUUAUUAAGUUUUUUUAGUGCGGAAUUAAGUUUUUUCGUUACAUGAUUACAGGAACGUUUGUUGUGAUGUAUUUGCAAGCUAAAUAAACAAAUACUGGAUUGCGGUUGCCAUCGCGGGAUGCCUCUAACACCAUGGACAAAAGAAACCGCUCCCUGCUGCAGCUGCACCAGCACGACAUCGUCCGGGACCUUGACGUCACCUAUAUUAUAGACAAGCUGUACCAGGAGAACGCCAUCUCCAACGAGGACAUCGAGCACAUAUCCAACUUGACAAACCGCGUCGACCGCACCCGCUACCUUAUCGACACGCUCCUUCAGAAUGGCAACAACGCCUCUUACCAAGCAUUCGUAGACAGCCUAUUCAAGGACCACAACUGGCUAUGGGAGAAACUCCAGCUCGACCUGAAUGAACCAAUGGUCAACGCCAGUUUCGAGGACAGCCUUAGCAAAGGCGAUGUGCCAAGGUUGCCGGAUCAUUAUGUACAGAGGGUUGCUGUGGAAAAUGAAGUGGUCACCAAGCUCCGCAGUCUCGCGCGCCACAAGAUCUUGGCUCUCCACGGCAUGCCAGGGUCAGGAAAGACUUCCGUGGCCAUUGGUGCCCUCCGGUAUAACCCCGACCUCAUCAACACCACGUUUAACGGCGCCGUGUUCUGGCUCAACUUCGGCAACUGCAAGACUGAAGAUGACAUCCUCAGUUUACAGAACAAAUUAUACCGCAAAGCUUCAUCCUCCAUGUACGUUCACAACUCGUACAUGAACUCGUCCAUCUCCAUGUCCAGCAUUGGGUCCAACGCCGACAGCCAAUCGCUAUCCAGCUACGAAUGGACCUGGCAGGAACUAAGAGAUAGACUGAAGGCACAGUUCGCUGAGAACGUGCUAAAGGAUGCACUGUUAGUUCUAGAUGAAGUCAGUGAGAAGAGAUAUCUGGAGGCGUUCGAUAUCGGGUGCAAGAUACUCAUCACUACGAGGGACACGGAUGUCGUGGAUAAUUUCCAAGCGCAGAUUAUUAAGAUAGGAAACAACUUCGAAGAGAAAGAGUCCCUAGAACUGUUCGCGUCCUGCCUCGACGUGGACGUCAGCAUGCUGCCGCGCCAAGCCAAGAAGCUGCACGACAUCUGCAAGGGCAACCCCUUCUACAUCGCGCUGUUGGGCGCCAUAUUGUCGGAGAACAGACAGAGUUUAAACCACGAUAAUAGUAGAUGGACUUAUUAUGUAAACAAACUACAGAAGAAGGAAUUUUUGUUUUUACCGCGGCACGACAACCCGAUCAAAGUGUGCAUCAACGCGCUGGACUCCGCCACGUUACCCCUCUUCAAAAAACUCGCCAUCCUCCCCGACAACGCUAAAGUCACCGCCAAAGUCAUCGGCCGUCUCUGGGACAAAAACGACACAGAAGUCGAAACUAUCAUGAAACAACUCCGUCGAAAAUGUCUCAUCAUGGAAGAUUACAACUACGACGAAAGAAUAUACGUUUACGAAAUCCAUGACUUGAUUAUGAACUGUCUAAGAUCGUCGUUAAGCGAGGAUGAAAUGAAAAAAACUCAUGCAGAAUUCCUGAAGCGAUACCAUUAUGAUAACAUAAAUACUACACCCCUAGAUAUAAUCGAUGACGGUUAUAUAGCCUUCUAUAUUGGAUAUCAUAUAUAUAAUACAAAAAACUCUAAUAAUAAGUGGAGUUUGUUUCACAAGUUGUUCUUGGAUUUGAAGUUUUUGGGAAACAAGGUGAAGUUGACGGGACCGGGAGAUGUUAUAUUGGAUUUGCAGAAGUAUGAAGAAUUGAUAGUUGAAGAUGACCUAGAUAAAGACCUACUGCUAGCCCUGAAGGUGUUCCUAGGCACGCACGGCAUAGACCUGUACCGGUACCCGUGCACAGACCUAGCACAGAGCAUAUUACAACACGAGUCCAAAGGCAUACUCUACAGUAAAGCAGCGGCCGUGGCGCAAGAAAACACCGCUAAAAAUGAGCUUUAUUUCGAGUUUCUGCACGAACAAAACGUAGAAGAGAUCAAACAUUCAACAAUAGACCUUAAGGAGGAGAGCAUAAGAUGCGUUGGUUUCCUCGGUGACUACGUUCUAGUGGGCACCCUAUCUGGCUCUAUAAAGAUGUUCAAUAUAUCAACGAACAAGUUGACCAAGGAGCUGGGCGGGCGCGGCUCGCCCGUGAAGUGGGUGGGCGCGUGCCCCACCAACCCGCCCGUCGUGGCCGCGCUCGCCUUCGACGGCCUGCUCGCCGUGUGGUACGUCGACGACGCCGAGGCCGACACCGACACUAUUGUCGAGGAAGACCCUGAGGAACUAUACAACAACAAUUACCCCGGCAACCUGAUCAUCACGCCCAAAAUGGGUCCCUUCAUCGGCUGCCGGUGGCUGAACGAAUCCGAGAUCCUCGUAGCGCACACCGCUAAGACUGUCAUACUGUAUGACCCUCAAGGGGUCCCUAAACACACUUACACGGACCUAGUGGAAAGGGACAAGGAGUUGUUGUGCUGCGUGCCCAGUUAUGAUGACAGGUAUUUGAUAAUGGCGUUGGCCAAUAGCAAUAAGAACUACGUGGAUGUUAUUGAUCUGAAGACUAAAGAAAAAGUGGUCUCAUUGGAAGAAAAUGAUACUGUAUUGGACAUCAUUACUGUGCCAGGCACACACCGAAUAAUAAUUCUAACACCUAGAGAAGUAAUAGAGCACGAACUAGAACUGAACGGACAUCAAAACAACAUCGGUAUCUGCCGCACUCGCUCCAUCAUCACAGGUGACGCGGUGCGGGCCGAGCUGACAUUUCUGUCGUUGGCGGUCAACAAGACUGGCUCCCUGCUGUUCAUAUCCACCGAUGACAGUCGCAUUAUAUGCGUCGACCUUAACAACUUGGCGAGGAUCUUCGAUCUAGAGAAUCGGAGGGGCAACGUCAUGUCCAUGGCUGUGAGCGAAGUGUGGCACGACAUCCUACCGGGACCAGACGUCCUACUAACCGGGACGGGCACGAUUGAAAACUGCGCCAAGGUGUGGCAGCUCGACCCCUCUUAUGUGGCGCAGAAUACUCAGAAGAAUGGGAAAGUGCGACUAACGACAAAGUUCGACGUGAGCUUUGUGGAAGCCGUGUCGCCGCACACGCCGACGGGCAACGGUAGUCACAGCGUCCACGCCACGCCCAAGAGGAACAAGUCUUUCGCUCUGCACUCUGAGGAUGAAAGGAAGAAACCGCCGCUCAAAGGCACCAUGAGUCUCGACCGCCACUCCAAACCGUGCCUAGCGCUCAACCUUAAAGGAAUAUGCAACAACGACAGCGGCGCACAGCCCCUGCUGGCCGUACUGGACGACAAGAACAACAUACAGAUAAUCCGUGGAACAAAAAUGCUCACCGAAAUUAUAACGAAGGCCGACGAAAGGAUAACCGCCCUAAAAAUCUCCCCGUGCAACCAAUACAUCAUCUACGGUCUCCGCUCAGGCAGGGUCCAGAAAUACGCGCUCCGCACUAAAGAGACCAAAAUUAUUCUUGACGUGAAGAGUGCAGUUCAGUACCUGAGCUUCGUGAAUCCCAACUUGUUGGUGGCGGCGGGGAAGAACCGGUGUCUGAUGGCGUACAGACUGACCACCGACGGGAAAUGGAUGCCGGAGAUGCUGCAGAAAGGGAAUAGCUAUCUGGGAUCGCAGGAGAUAUUAAAUGAUAUGGAAGGUAUAAAAAAGAAAAACGGCCAACCGGACCGCCUAUCCAACUCGAGCAGUGAGAGUAGCCUCAGUUCCAAAGAUCGUCAAUUCCCAGGCACCAGAGGCUGCCUCAGUGAAAGCACUUUAGUUGAUUGUUUUUGGGUCAAUAAAGGGCUUUUGACAGUGGAAUAUAAUGCCACUGUUAAACUCUGGGACGAGCUGCAUUGGAGGGCUGAAGUGUUAAAUGGGAGACAGAACGAUGUACAAGUCAGUUGUGCUGCUCUUAGGAAGAAUGUCCUUGUUGUGUGCGACGAUUACAAUAAGAAGUUUCAGACGUUCGAACUGCGCGAGGGAAACCAAACAGAACUGCACAAGAUCCAGGAGUACAGACUGAACAAUAAGAUCGUUUCUUGCGAUCUUACGUCCGACGGGCUUAUUCUGGCUAUGGGCCUCGACUCGGGCGAUAUUGUGCUAUGGAACGUGCAAGGCAAACGCCAGCUCCGCCUCCUAAAGCACCACAAAGCAAAGGUCCAGUGGUGCGCCUUCUCCCCCGUGCCUGAGCGCGUGUUCCCCUCCCCCCACUCCCCCGCCGCGCCCGCCGCCCCCGCCGACAACCAGCCCCCCCUCGUCCUCGUCACCAUGGCGGCGGAAAUAGUCUGGUGGAACAUAACGUACGUUAUAAACAACAAGCCGCCGCCACGGAAGAUCAACGUGGUGACUCCGCUGGUGUUGAGUCCACGGGAGAUCACGUCUGCUGUUGGAAACAUGAAUAUUGGCUCGAGUAACUUCUUCUUUGGGGGCGGAGGAGUCAGUUGCUGGAGGGAGCUUUGGAGGAAAAAGACAUAUAAGGAGGGCUCAAAAAGAAAAGACAUAUUGGCGUGCAUCAAGUUGUCAGGUAUGAACGCAAAAAAGUUGUGUUUCGACGAGAAAUUCUCUUGUUUCGUGACCGUUGACAACCCUGGCCACAUACACAUAAUGAACGUUAUGUCGUAGCGGCGAAACAGUCGCAGCGCUAUAGCGAUAGCUACCACUCGAUGUUAUGGGUGCAUUGGUUUGUAAAAUGAAAUCCUAAUUUGUUUAAUUUUGCUUGCUAAAUUAUCUAGCGAGGGAAAAUACUAUCGUGGUUAAGACUUCGCUGGCUAAAUUAUCUGGUAAGGAUAAACCAAUCGCGCGCGAUAAAAAUGCAGUCAUUAAUUUAGAUUUCGCUGGCUAUAUGCGAAAUUUAUUCAUACCUUUUUGAUUUCGCUGGAUAGAUUAACUGGCGACGAUAAAAGUUUAUCGCGCACGUAUAUAAUUAGGUGUUUAAGGAGAGUUAUUUCUAGUACCUGUUUUAGAUAAUGUCUGAUGUGCGGAAAUGAAACAAAAAUGCCCCUAAUUGAGAUGGCAGCCUUGUAGGGCAGUUAAGAUAUUGUUAAAUAGAUAUUUAAAUAAUUUUAAACUAUGUAUUGCGUACACAUUAUUUUUAUUUGCUUAUUUUAUUAGUUAAUUUCAAUGGUGAUAUGCCAGUUCUUCCAAUGCAUUUCAAAUGUUUAUGUUAAUCUUAAUUUUCUAAAUGUAUACGAUUUGCCAUUAUGUUACAUUGAUUUUAGUAAAUGUGUAGUCAAUUUGUAUUGGAGCGAAAUGAACACAAUCACGCUUAGACAAAAAUGUAGUCUCAAAGUAGUUCUAACCUUCAUAUCUUUUGGUAUGAUUUAUGAAGAUUGCAGUAUUAAUUUUAAACGACUCUCUAUUCAUUCAUCCAGAUCUGAGUUUACUUGCAUAUUUUGUUUACCGUUAAAGUCCAUUUACUUUUGAUACUAUACAGAAUACAGAUCUUUAUUGGUAAAAGCAAAUUUUACAGGUCACAUUUUACAUUCAAAUCAUAUAUAUAUGUAAUUUAAUAUACGUUCAUUAAAUAAUUGAAUUAUUUCAUAACAUUUUUUAAAACAAAACAUUAUAUAUUUUAUAUUAUUAACAUUAAUAAAAAUAUAAUUACGAUGCGGAAGUCAACACCCUCAUCGAAUAUUUAUAAAUUCAUCGAUGCUGUAGAAUGCUUUUUCUAUAAGCAGCAGUUUAAGUUUUUUUUUUAUACUUGGUCACUAUUUAAGUCAAGUAUAUCUGAGGGUAACGUAUUGUAACGAUUCUGUAUUCUGUAUAAAUACUAUUAUUAAAAUUUCGUAUUCGUAGUGUUUACUAUAAUUAUGAAUAUAAACUGCCCGCCUGUCUUGUACGUAAAUAAUACGAUUAAGAUAAUUUUAUACAUUCUUAUAUUUUACAACGAAAAUGAUGCUCACUAUAACGUGAUAUUUUGAACAAAAUAAUAGCGUAAAAGUCAAGCGCACAAUAUGUAACGUAAGUACUUGGGUUGUUAAAAUAAGCAUUUUAUAGCCUAAGGUUCUUCACUCUUUUACUGUGUCUUGGACAAUUUGACUUAAUGUGCGAAGUCCAAUAAAAAAUUGUGUUGUAUUCAUACUGGAGUUGUAUUUUCAACAGUAAACGAUUAGAUACGUAUUUGUACAGUGUUAUGAGGUCAUGAGUUUUUGAAUGUCUUCGCACGUUUAUUAUUGUGGUUCAACUGUUUGUAUCAUAAGAAAAUCUAACUUGUAAGCGUAAUUCAAAUGGUUCAUAAAAGUAGCAUUGCAAUAGCCUAAAUGUUGAAAUUAGGAUGGUUAGUGUAGUCAACUGAUGAGAUUUACCAUGUGUUCAAUCCCACCACGUUCUGUCAUAAAUACGUACAUAUUUAACAAUUAUACAGUAAGUAGCCUUUAUGCACUGCGUGUUUUCUGGGCAUUUUAGUCUAUGUGCUGAAAUGUCUUAUCAGCCGUUUGGCGAACUCGGAAUAAAAAGAAAUGGGAUGGUUUUUAAUCUAGUUUACGGAACUGUCAUGUAAUCGGGCUUAUUUUUAAGAGCCAUUAAGUCCAUAAUUUUCUUACAAACCGGAAUGAUUUAAGAUCACUCAAUGCAUAAGGGUAAUAGCCAAUAUAUAAUAGACUUUUAUACUGCUUUACUAACUUAGUCAUAAUUUUAAAUAAUCAUAGUUGAAGCAAAACCUGAACAUUAUAGUGCCGUCUCAAAAUUAUCGUACAAUUGUAGUUUCUUAUAAUAUUGCAGUUAUUUUCUUAAUUCCGGUAUCGAGCUUAUUUCAAAUCAGUUCUAUCCUAGUCUGAACCCGGUCAAAAAUAAUAUACUAAUGACAUUUUGGUUAAUAUAUUUUUGAUUAAAAGAUGAAAUAAACUUGUUCAUCUACUUGUGCUAACGUAGUCAAAAUUUACUUUGUAUAAAAUAUUUGAGUAGUACAAUGUUACACCCCGGCUCAACUACCCUCAAUCAAUUAAAAGAGUACAUUUAUGAGAGACACUAGCUGUCGAAUGUUGAUGUCUCAAAAUAAUAAACGCAUAUUGUAUACUGUACUGUAAAUAUACUCCUAGGCUGGUACUAUUAUAUUAUAUAUUGCCUUUAUUGUGCUAAGUGGUUCAAUUGUAUCUCAAUUUUAGUAAAUAUCAUUAGAUUAAUAUAAAUAUAGGCGAAAAAUUAACCCUCUUUCAUCGCAUUAUUAUUUAAAAACUGUGUAUUUUUUUUGGAAAGUUAAAUAAAAUGGCUGGACUGAAAUUGACAAAAUGUGGAAAAGUAGUCAAACCCGAAAUCAUUCGACCCAAUGAGAAUAGUAUUUUUCAAUUAUUUGUUUAUGAGAAUAAACCAUUUAUUGUAAAAAUGAGAAUAUUGAUGAAACUAGCCAACAAUUAGAGAAUAAGAAAAAACGAAAUCGAUUUCUGUGUAUUGAUUUAUUUCGUGAAAUUUCAAUUAGACAAUUUUUAUAUUUUGUGCUCAAUUACAUAAACGAUAGAAAAAGGUAUUCCUGAAACUAGGCAAUAUUUUUAAUAUGAAAAUGUUCGCGUCCAUUUAUUGGAAUUUAUUUCUGUGAUCUUGUUUCUAUGUCAUUUUAAAACUGUUUCUUGGGUAAGACUGGAUAUAUUGUAUGUACGUUGUAGAUCAAAACAGUUUUCCGUUGACCAAGGAAAUUGAAGUUUAUAAUUCUAAUGACCAGAGUUGUCUAUGUUUUAAAACGAAAAAAAAAAUACCUAUACCUACAUCUUUUGAAAUUACACAUGUUUUACUUAUAUCAAAGGAAUGUUUUAAAACAAAAUAAAAAAAUACAUACCUAUACUUACAUCUUUUGAAAUUACAAAUGUUUUACUUAUAUCAAAGGAAUGUUUUAAAACGAAAUAAAAAAAAAUACAUACCUAUACCUAAAUCUUUUGAAAUUACACAUGUUUUACUUAUAUCAAAGGACAUUAGUAAAAUAAUAUCUGUUGUUGUAGACUCAUCUAAGGAUUGAAAUCGUCUGAAGGUUUUUUUCUACAGCCUUCCAGCUAGAUGUAAAAGAAAAGUGCCAUUUUAUUGGUCGGAUGUAAAUAAAAAAACAUAGUUAUAUAAUGUGAUGUAGUCCAUUUUGGAUCUCCAAUUAAAAUGUACAUACUAUUGUAAUCUAAUUUUAAUCUUGGAUAUAAUUAUGUAUGGUGCUAUAUAAUAAAAUAAUAAUGUAAGUUUUGUUGUACGAAACCAUGUCAGAUUAUAAUAAUGUGUUCUAUUUUUAUAAAAACUGACAAUGAAUAAACAAUUAAAACAUUUUUAUAAUAAUUUUAUGUAAGAAUUAUGCGAUGCUCAAAUAUGCAUUUGAUAUCUGUUCCUAAUUUUUUUACAAGAUUCUGUUUUUUAACGAUCAUCGAAAUAGUAUGUUGUUUUGAAAAUGUUUAUUUGGCAAGGACUCAGUCGUACUGAUAUGAUACUUAGUUUUUGCCACCGAAAUCACAAUUUGAAUUCCGUGUAAAAACAUGCUCUUCAUUGCCACUUUUUUGUAAUUAGUAUGAUCUUGCUUUAGAUCCAAAUACACUGUCUCAAAUAGUAAACAGUUUUAAAACUUAUGUAAUGAUGAUUGUCAUAAUAUUUCUAAAAAUACAUUGUAUUAUUAUUAUUUUAAUCGUAGAAAUUAUCAAAAUUCUAUGCUUGUAUUUUUUUAUACAUGAGAAAUGCAAUAAUUUUUAGUAGAAUUCUAUAUUUUAGGCUCUAAUUGGAUGAUAACCUUAUUUUAUGAUAAAUCUUUACAUUUCCAAAUAAAUCAAUUUUAUUAUUA